Salpingoeca rosetta is the source of this 3726-nucleotide messenger RNA. RefSeq lists its product as uncharacterized. The record is from RefSeq and is a predicted model, not a curated record. The transcript has 12 exons. Gene Ontology annotation, biological process: protein dephosphorylation. The coding region runs from base 1 to 3456 and encodes 1151 amino acids. Gene Ontology annotation, molecular function: protein tyrosine phosphatase activity. NCBI's taxonomy places the organism in Eukaryota, Choanoflagellata, Craspedida, Salpingoecidae.
AUGCUCGUUUGGGUGUGUCGUCUUGACAGGAACAAAGUACGGUACGUCACCGAGUACGUUGACCUCGACCUCACAUACAUCACGCCCCGCAUCAUAGCCAUGUCAUUUCCCGCCUCUGGCCUGGAGGCCGCGUACCGCAACAACCUCAAAGAUGUUGCGGCGAUGCUGCGUGCCCGCCAUGGCGACCACUACCUCGUCUUCAACGUCUCGGAGAAGGAGUACGACAUUUCAAAACUCAACCACCAGGUGCUUGACUUUGGAUGGCCGGAUCACAUGGCCCCGCCCCUCGAGCGUCUCUGCAGCGUGAUCACGUCGAUGGGCUCGUGGCUGGACAGCGACCCGUCCAACGUCGUGGUCGUGCACUGCAAAGGCGGCAAAGGGCGAACGGGCGUUGUCGUCGCCGCCUACUUCAGCUACAUGCGCCUCUUCCCGAAGGCCGACGACGCCAUGUUGCACUUUGCACUCAAGAGGUUCAACAAUGCGGAGGAAGUUGGGGACGUUGGCGUGACGAAUCCAUCGCAGCGGCGAUACGUCAACUAUUUCCAGCACAUCGUCACAGGCGCCCUGCAGGUGUGGCCGCGGCCACUGCGACUGCUGCACGUGAUCAUGCAGACUGUGCCGCACUUUGACAAGAACAAGGGCUGCCGACCCGUCCUCGCCAUCUACGAGGAUGUGUCACGGGAGGUGUACCGGACACAGGAGCCGCUACAGUACUUUGCAAAGUCGGACCGAUUCAUGAGUUUACACAUCAACGCAGACGUCGGCAUCAUUCUCAGGGGCGACAUUACGAUCAAGCUGUGGCACCGGAGCCGCCACGGGAACGACCACUUGGUGCUGCGCUGUCAGAUACACACGUGCGCCGUCGACGGCGAUGUGCUCACGCUCGAGAAGCCCCAACUCGACGAGGCGUAUCGCGAUAAACGCGUGGAGGACACGGCCAACCUCACCCUCGUCUUCCAGCCAAUCUCCGCCACACCAAGCAAAGAGGCGCUCAACAACAGCGCGAGUGCCGCGCUUUUCAAACGUGUGCAGGAAAUGUUCCCGCCCACGCAUUCAGACUCAGCUACCAACGGCGGCGAUACGGGCAGCGUUGCAAGCGCCGCUGUUGGGCGCAUCCCCCUCGUGUCGGACCACGUGCACGUUGUGGAUGAUGACAGCGGUGGCGAUGACGUUGAGAGAACUGUCACUGAUGACGAUGAUGAUGAUGAUGACGAGGAGGAGGAGGAGGAGGAGGAGGAGGAGGAGGAGGAGGAGGAGGAGGAGGAGGAUGGCCACAGCAGCGAUGAAGAGGACGAUGAUGCGAGUGGUCGUGGUCGUGGUGAUAAUGAUGGUGAUGAUCAAGGCUGCAACGCACAGGCACACGGUGUUGCUGCGUCAUCAAGCCCGCUGCCUGUGCGCACGCCGCCGCGCACCCCAACGCAACAGAAACAGAAACAAAAGGAGGAAGAAGAGGAGGAAUUUGGUGCUUUGCUGAACAAGGGCCGUGUACCCAGCAGCCCCUUUGAUAAUGGCGGUGGCGAGCUUGUGUCGUACAGUCUUCCCUCCACCCCGUUUCGCACCUCGCAUCACAGCAGCCCGAGCUCAUCAUCAAAGCCUCAGCCAACUGCAGUGGCAAUAGCAACAGCAACAGCAGCAACCACGCAAUGUGUCAACAAGGACGCCAGCAGCUGCAGCAGCAGUGACAUGAGCAUGAAUGCCACCGCGGCUGGCAGUGACAGCAGCAAGACCAAGACCAAGUCUAAGAUCAGCACCACCAACACCACCAGUCGAGUCGGGUUAACAUCGCUUGGCCGUGACGCAAGCUUUCGCCGCUCUGCUCUCCGUCGCCGCCCCCAACACGCGCACACUCACACGCACACGCGCACGCACACGCGCGGGCACCGGCGGUCGCUGUCGUUUGACCCGUCCAACCCGUUUUCAGCGUCAUUUGAUGAGCAGCAGCAGCAGGAGAGGAGGAAAGGGGAGGAGGAGAAGAAAACAAAUUUGAAGAAGAAGGAAAAAGAAAAGGAAGUGGGAGAGGAUGUGGGCAGCGGUGGUGGUGCGAAGCAGCGUGUUGGAGGUGAUCGUUGCGAGGAGAGAGAAGAAGGCUCGCAAGCAGUGAGCAGUGGCAGGGAGGGCAGAAGUGCGACUUCAGACAAACAACAGCAGCACGGAUCACAAGCACACUCGAUCAUCAGCAGCGAGGCAAGUGGGGAUGCAGCGGGUGACGCGUGGUCUGUGCGCCAGUCCAGCGUGUUCACGUCAUCCUCACUCGACAGCAGCGCUGCUGACGAUUUUAUCACAAUGGCAGAGCGUGACCAACGUGCACAUGGAGACGAUGCUGGUGAUGGUGAUGGUGACGGUGAUGGUGAUCGUGAUGGUGGUGGUGAUGGUGGUGUUGUGGCGGUGGAAGGAAAGGGAGGGCGGCAACGCCGUGUGGCGCGAAAUCCGUUUGCACGCGACAGUCAUCUCCCCUUGCAGCGUCAGUCACGUGUGGCUGAACCCAAACGUGGUAGCGAGGAUGAUGGUGGUGACAGCAGCACCAACAACAACAGCACCAGCAACACCAACAACAGCAACAGCAACAGCAGGAGUAGCAGCUCGGAUGACGAUGGUGACAAAGGCCCUGGUUGCGAGAGUGGACAAGCGACUGCACGUGGUGAUGGACGGGAAGUGGCGCCGCCUGUAUCGCCCACACCGUUAUCACCGUCACAACCAACAACGACAACGACAACGACAACGAUGACACAACCACCUCCACCGCACGUGUCAGCAUUGCCUAGGAUGGCGACGGCUGCAGCGGCAAUGCCCCGUGAACACGAGCAGGCCGCGUGGUUCUUCGGCCGCAUGUCGACACAGGCGGCAGAGCGGCUGCUGCUGGAGAAGGCGGAACCGUCAACGUUCGUCGUGCGCCAGUCAGCACGCACUGGUGGCCGCAGCCGUGAGGAUGGUUGUGGUGGUGGUGUUGGUUGUGGUGGUGUUGGGAACGGCGGAGGUAAGAGCCGCGGCAGCAAGAGGGCUGGUCAAUCCGCCGGUGAUGGUGGUGAUGACAGACAUGUUUCGACCACUGAUGGCUUGGCCAACCACGACAACAGAACCAAUGGCAACAAUAGUAGCAGUCACAGGAGCAGCGCGACUGCUACUUCCUCUUCCCACCAGGGCGGCGGCGGUGGUGGUGGUGGCAACCAUGAUGAUGGCGCGGUGUUUCAGCUGUCUGUGCGCACGCCGACGCGUGUUGUCCACUAUGACGUGGUGUGGCAGGCUGGGCUGGGGCGGUUCGCGCUGCAAGGCAAAGGCAGUUUUCCUUCGCUGUCGGACCUUGUUCGCCACUUCCAGAAGCACGCGCUUGCCUACAGCUCUGGUUGCCCCGUGCUGCUGGGUGAGGGCUAUGGCGUGCGGGGAUUACUGCCGUCGUCCUCGUCCACCGUGACCACCCCGACCCGCCGCACACUCAUCUCCCUCAAGCGCACCACAUGAUGUGCCGUUUGUUUGUUUUGUUUUGUUUGUUUUGUUUGUUUUGUUUGUGUGUGUGUGUGUGUAUGUCUGUCUGUCUGUCUGUCUCUGUGUGUGUGAUAUCAGCUUGGCACGUCGACGUGUCGUUCUUGUCAGCGUAUUUGUGUACAUGUAGGUUCGACCAUGACAAGACAGCAGCUUGCUGCUUGAUGCUUGAUGCUUGAUGCUUGCUGCUUGAUGCUUGAUGCUUGUUGUGUCUAUGUACAGCAACUUGUGUAAACGAACAACCAUGCA